Messenger RNA from Eimeria tenella, 342 nucleotides. Its product is annotated as cytochrome c oxidase subunit, putative. Bases 1 to 342 code for a protein of 113 amino acids. The transcript is spliced from 3 exons. NCBI's taxonomy places the organism in Eukaryota, Apicomplexa, Conoidasida, Eucoccidiorida, Eimeriidae. The record is from RefSeq and is a predicted model, not a curated record.
AUGGACUUUUUCCAAAACUACUGGUACUGGCGUCUCCGCGCAGAGGCCGCCAUUCUCGACCCGCAGCAGCUGCCCCGCAAGUCCUACAAACAGCUCGCGAGGGACAUGGGACUCCAGAUUGUGACAGAAGAAAACCAACACAUGGUGGGCCUUUUGGAGCUUUACGAAUAUCUCAAAACCGCCCCUUUUGUGGGCCCUUUUGGAACAACUCAAAACCCUGUUUUAGUGCCUUCAGUCCACACCGAAAGCAAACUCCCGCUGCAGCAGCAUCAGCUGCUGCUGCAGUUGCUGCAGCAGCAGCUGAUGCUGCUGCAGCGGGAGUUUGCUGCGGGCAAUGCUUAG